Messenger RNA from Penicillium macrosclerotiorum, 216 nucleotides. RefSeq lists its product as uncharacterized. Bases 1 to 216 code for a protein of 71 amino acids. The record is from RefSeq and is a predicted model, not a curated record. The transcript has 2 exons. Lineage: Eukaryota; Fungi; Ascomycota; Eurotiomycetes; Eurotiales; Aspergillaceae.
AUGAGGCACAGGCUCAUGGUGACCUCGGAUUCUCUGCUGGUGAUCGAAUUGAAAUCAUUCACCGAACUGACAACCAGAAUGAGUGGUGGACUGGGCGGGUCGAUGGCCGAGAAGGCCAAUUUCCUGCUCAGCCCUAUGGAAAUGGUAACAUCGAGCCGAUGCUACCUUGGACCCGGCGAUCAUGCUGGGGGUGAGACCACUCCAAUCCGACAAUAA